Aplosporella prunicola CBS 121167 is the source of this 1977-nucleotide messenger RNA. RefSeq lists its product as uncharacterized. The record is from RefSeq and is a predicted model, not a curated record. NCBI's taxonomy places the organism in Eukaryota, Fungi, Ascomycota, Dothideomycetes, Botryosphaeriales, Aplosporellaceae. The coding region runs from base 1 to 1824 and encodes 607 amino acids. The transcript is spliced from 2 exons.
AUGUCCACCCUCGACACCAUCUGCGACCGCGUCCGCGCCUGGCAGGAAAGUUUGCGCGUCGCUGGCGCUUCGACGCCCCCGCCUUCUUCGUCGCCUCCGCCUUCGUCCCCGUCAUCGCCUUCGUCGCCGCCUUCGUCGCUGUCGUCGCCGCUGAAGCGCAAGGCCGCUGCCAUGGCCGAUCGCUCUGCUUCCCCGAAGCGCCGUCGGGUUGCUAGUGGCGCGGAUAGAUGCGACCGUACCGACAACGGCACCGACCAUGCUACGCCCUCACGCGCUGGCUCUGUCUUCUCGAAUGCCCCGGUGUUUCCUCCCGCAUCCACGGCGUCGCAUACUACCUCGCCAACCGUGUCGUGCCCUCCUUCGACGACGGCGUCGCGAUCCCGUGGAUCGAGUCCAAACAAACUCGGCGCUCGCCAAAUGCUUAUCGAUCUCGACAUUACCGUGCCGGCUUUCAACUUGGGUCACUCAUACGGUGAUGAUGAUGACGAGGACAUUACCAUUAGCGAUAUUGAAGACGAGAACAUUGGCGACAAGGAAGAUGAGGAUGAACUCCCAUCGGGUAUACGAGAACUCGUCGAACGACUCUCCCAAGGGCGCAUCCAACAGCAGUGCAUUCCGAGGGUGCUUCAAAAAGUCUUACGCCGCUUGCACAAAGGCCAAGAGUGCAUUCCCGAAGACGCUUUCGCCAAGCCCACCUCGCCUUCCAUGUCGACGGAGCAGGCACGUAACCUGCUCAAAUUGGUACGGGAGAUACAUCGGGUUGCGCUUCUCGCUUAUGACGACCUCGAAGAGGAGACAGACUGGUACGAUGUCGUAAAGGCUGUACUUACUAUACCGGAAAGCCCGAUCAUCCUCAAGAAGUGCGCAAGAAAGGUUGUCGCCACGGAGCUGCUGCCGCUCAAGGAGGGCAAACCAAUCAAAUCGGUUGGGGUCGAUUGCUUUCUGCAGUUCGACAUCAAGAAACCGGAGAUUAAAGACGUGGUACACUCAGCGCGUCAGAAAUGCCCUAGCUUCAACUUCUCGCCCUUCAAGAAUGCGGAGGCGUGCCGGUCCUUUGCGGCUGCCUUUGUUGAGGUCAAAACCCCCUCGGGUAUCUUUACCGAUGGUGUUUACCAGUGCGUGGUCACCACUGCUGCUUACCAGGAGCGGUUGCUCGGCUUCAUCGGCUUGGCCAAGAGGGCAAUGGCAUCGUCAUCAAGCGGAGACCAAAACAACCUCCCGUCCACGAAUGGCUCCCACCCAGCAGCCAAUCCGAGCAGUCCUUCCAGCGAUGGCGUCCUCGCGUCCAGCGUUCAGAGCGUUUCGUUGAGCAACGGCUCGUCUUCAUCCAACCCCACGACAGUCUUAUCCAAUGGCAAUUCGACAUUGCCCAACUCCCCCGUCGAUACGGACCCUUCGAGCAGGGACAUGCCUUCGUCCACAGCGGAGCAGCCACUGUCCAGCAACCCAAAGACCAAUGAGUUUCUCACCUACCUCCCGGUCAUAGGCUGGGUAGUGCAUCACCACGCCUGGUACCUCCACAUCGCCUUCAGACAGCCAGACAACACAGUCAGAGUCCUCGGUCCCUUCCUCUGCGGCAGCACAUCAACGCUCUACGAGAUCUUCCGCCUGCUAAAAAUGGUCCGCGAGGUCCACGACUGGGCCACGCAAACCAUGUGGCCGGCGCUCAAGGAGGUCAUGCAGUUCGCUACGCCGCAGCAGCUCAAGGAGCAGGCAGAGCGGCAAGUAGCUGAGGCGCUGCAGAAGACGCAGGAGGAGUUGGCGGCGCAGCAGGCGAGGGUCGCUGAGCAGCAGAGGGCGCUGGCUGGGCCGUCGAAUACGUAGCGUGCUUGGGUACGCGAUUGCGCCUCUUAAGAGGGUGAUUCGGCUUUGUCUUCUUAAGGGCGGUGCAUGGUCGCCGCCGGGUUCUGGUUAGUGUUACCUUGGCGACUCGUCUGCGUGGGUGUGGCUGGCUGGCUUUAGUCUUUACGUAGUCCU